AUGCAGGGAUGGCCGAGCGGUCUAAGGCGCCAGACUCAAGCUAUUCGCUUGCCUCAAGUUCGAGGUCGCAUGGGUGUUCUGGUACUCGUAUGGGUGCGUGGGUUCGAAUCCCACUUCCUGCAGACAUUUUUUGCAUUUUUUCCACAUAAAUAUCAUGUUUAUAACUUUCAGAAGCUCGCAGAUCAAGAACUCAAUCUGUUCCUCCGAUUCAAUGCGAUGGCAAAAAACAUGAAAACGUUUUCUAACUUUUAUAUCUCACCAUAUGGCCCCAGAAGAAACAUAAUCGAUGAAAAUCUCAAAAAAACUCUUCAAAGAUUUUUCCUAAACCGUUUGGGUAAACGGACGACGGUAAUUGUGAAAAGCUUCAACCCCUAUCCAACAGAUGAUGAAGAUGAGGUAAAUCCAACUUUUGCGAUUCGAUAUUGCGAUGAAAUUCGGCUGAAACUCGGGGCAAAACGACACAUUGUGUUGGCAAAUACUGAAAGGCUUAUGACUACAGAAAGAAUGGAUAAUCUUGUGGAGAGUUUGAUAGAUCCCUCAAGUAAGUCAUGAAUUAUGAGUUAAGGAAACUUAUUCAAGAAUUUUCUUUUUAAAGUCCCAUCACCAACAAAUGAGCUAUAUCCAGUCAACUCAACUUGCGAACUUCUGAACAAUAUUAAUUGCUUCUGUAUGAAACAAUUGAAUAAAACAACUUUUGAAGGUUCUGCGCAGGAUAAGUUUAUAGAAAAAGCAUGGAAGGAUUUUGAACAAAUUGUGGAAAGUAUUGGAUGUUUUGGAGAGGUUGAGAAAAGCGAUGUGCAGUUUUAUCAUUAUCAUAGUCAUGUGUGAGUUUAGCCGCCGGAAAAUUUACGUUUCAAAAAAUCCCAUGUUUUUAGGAAAGGCGAAUUCUACUUGGCCGAAUUCAAGGCUCAAAUCACAAGCAGCACAAAUUCCACAAGAACUUACGAAGGUCAACGAUCUUGGAAAUUUUAUCAGAAUUUCCAAGGUGCUCAUGGUUAUGGAACUAUUCGACUUAGAAUGUCCGAUGAUUCGACCACCAUAAUUGAUAAGAAAUUUUGUUAA
Caenorhabditis angaria is the source of this 1062-nucleotide messenger RNA. NCBI's taxonomy places the organism in Eukaryota, Metazoa, Nematoda, Chromadorea, Rhabditida, Rhabditidae. The record is from the annotation of a GenBank genome assembly.